UAAUGUUACUAAUUAAAAAGAUGAAAUCAUUAGUGAAGAUUAAGCUACAGAACAAUAUAGAAUGGAACAUGCAAUGUAAACUAGUUUGUUUCCAGCUCAAAUGUAUCAUUCUGUUAAUGUCUCAUAUAUUACUAUAUUUAUUAUAAUAUCUAAACAUACAUAUUUUUUACAGAUGGCUCAGGGUGGAAGAAGUAAGGUGUGGGACUACUUCACCAAGGACCCAUCUGGUACAGUUAUCUGUAAUAUUUGUGCAGGCUCUGUCAGUCAGGGAUCAAGCAGCCUCAAACAGAAAAAUACAACCAACCUGUGGGCACAUCUUAAAGUGAAACAUAAAGAAGCCUAUCAUGUGGCAUAUGAUAAAGCAGCACAGCCUAAAGAAGACAGAGCUCAAUCACAGCCCACACUCAAACAAGUGUUGGAUAAGACCACAAAGUGGACCACAGAUGAUCGAAGAACAAAGGAGCUGGACAAGAUGAUUAUGGAAAUGAUCGCCACUGAUAUCCUGCCUUAUGCAGUUGUGGAGGGUGCUGGUUUUAAAAGAUUACUGGCCAAGGCAGAGCCCAGAUACCCUUUGAAAAGUGAGAAGUAUUUCCGCACUCAGCUGUUGGACCAAAUUUACUCACAAGUUGUAACACGAAUAAAGCAACUUAUCUCUGUGGAAAAUGCAGGAAACAGUAUUACCUUUACCACUGACUGUUGGUCAGGUUCUACUGAAGCCCUCAUGAGCUUAACUGCUCAUUUCAUUGAUGAGAACUGGAACAGAGUCCAAACUGUGUUAAAUGUGAAGGCCAUGUCUGGGUCCCAUACAGGGGAAUACAUUGGGCAGAUGUUCCUGACCAUGCUUGAAGAAUGGAACAUCGAUACACAACGGGUCCUCCUUGUACUAAGGGACAGUGGUGCGAAUAUGGUAAAAGGCAUGAGACUUGCAGAGAUGCCUGACCUGAGCUGCAGUGCUCAUACACUUCAGCUGAUCAUUAAUGAUGGACUCAGCUCUCAGAGGGUGGUGGGGGACAUAUUGGCCAAACUAAAAAGAAUAGCCACACACUUUAACCACUCAGUUAUUGCACAGCAACGGCUCUCUGUAAUUCAGAAGGAGGUUGGUGUCCCUCAGCAUUCCAUACUUCAGGCUGUGCCAACCAGGUGGAACUCCACACUACACAUGCUCCUGAGGAUGCUGGAGCAAAAGAGAGCAAUCACAGCUUAUUCAAGUGAUCAUGGGCAUUUCACCUGUCCAACUGCGGAUGAGUGGGAUGUGGCAGCCAACCUGGCAGAGACCCUGACACCACUGGAAGAAAUAACUAAAGAAAUGAGCAAAGCAGACUCCUCUGCCUCCUGCAUUAUACCAUGUGUAGGGGUGCUAAAGUGUCUGCUGGAGUCACAGGGACCCACCAGUAAAGGAAUCCAGACUCUGAGGAAGACUAUGCUGGAGAGCCUGAAUAAGAGGUUUUCCAAACUAGUGAAAGAGUCGAAAGAGGUGGUGCUCGCAUGCCUGCUUGACCCACGCUACAAGGAGCGACCCUUGUCAGCAGAGACACUUACCCAAGCCAAAGCCUGGCUGAGGGAAGAGACAGAGAUGACUCCACCAGACCCAACACCAACAGAAAGUGCCAGUGAAGAGGGAGACCCCAAAAGACAGAGAGUGGAGGACCAGGCCCACAGUCUUCUAGACAGUCUGUAUGACACCAUGCUCACAUCAACCAGUCAUGCACAGGCACCUGAGGGGAUCCUUGAAGAGCUUGAGAGGUACAUGAGUGAGCCAGUCAUAGACAGAAAAAGAGGCAACCCACUGGAGUGGUGGAAGCACAACAAUAGCCGGUUCAAGGGCCUAUCAUGCCAGGCCAGGAGAUACCUCUCCUGUCCACCCUCCUCUGUGCCAAGUGAGAGGGUGUUUAGUACUAUUGGGAACAUUUAUGAAGAAAAGCGAAGCACUCUCAAAGGAGAAAAUGCAGAAAAGCUGUGCUUUCUGCAUUACAACUUGCCCCUGUUAGAUUGGCAGUAUUAAGAACUGUAAGAC
Messenger RNA from Paramisgurnus dabryanus, 2014 nucleotides. RefSeq names its product zinc finger BED domain-containing protein 4-like. NCBI's taxonomy places the organism in Eukaryota, Metazoa, Chordata, Actinopteri, Cypriniformes, Cobitidae. The record is from RefSeq and is a predicted model, not a curated record. Gene Ontology annotation, molecular function: DNA binding; protein dimerization activity.